AUGGGUCAGAUUAAUCGAGCGGAAAAACGUGAUGAAUAUGUACGUUUCUGCAAUAUGCUUCAACGAUUGAUCGAUCUCGAUCCAUGGUCUGAAUCGAUUCGAUUGCUUCAAUUCGAUGAUGAUCAAUAUCGACCUGGGAACGAAUCUAAUGAUAAUGCAUCAAACACCAUGGGUUAUGAUGAUGUUAAAUCAUUUUGGUUACAGAUUAAGGAAGAUAUCGAUGAAUAUUAUGAACCAUCACCGACAACAGCAACAUCUAUUGAUAUCAACACAAAGAUAGUUCCUAAUGAACAGAGCAAACGUCUGGCCUUGUUUUUUACUGAAAAAGCACAGGAAGAUCAAUCGAUUAGAGCUCUAAUCACGGAUUUGAAAGAGAAAUUAACACAAUACGGUUAUCUCGUCUAUUCAGCCCACAAUCAUCGGGAGACUGAACAGAGUAUUUUCAUUUGUACGGGUCGACAAGACGAUGAAGACAAUCGUCAAAUGAUGCGAAUUGCACAACACAAUAUUAUACAACAUGAUACUAUGCGUGAUAUCUUCAUUCUUGUUAACGAAGCUAUUGAAUAUUUUCCGUGUCAAUUCAUUCGUUCAAUUCCUUAUCUAACCGUAGAUCUUCGUCAUCGAGCACCACAAUGGAAUGAGAAUGAAAUUGGUGAAGUGAUUAGUUAUAUCAAUAAAAUGAAUAUUCUCUCAAAAGAUUAUACUAAUUCAUCCGAAAAUCGAUUUGAAUUCGAUCAAGAAUUGUCUACGCAAUGUACUAGUGUGGGAUUAGGUUGUGCUGCAGCCUUCUAUUUUAAUUAUGCCAAAUUGGUUACUUCAACAAAUGAAUUGGCGAUAACCGUCGGUGGCGUCUUUCAACGUUCAUAUAGUCGUUUAAGAAUUUAUCAGUUGACACGUUUAGCCAAUAGCAAAACUAUCUGUUUUCCAAUGGAAGUGCCAGCUGCUCUAAAUGGUCUACAAAAUCAAUAUGAAUGCAUUCUUUCGCAUUUCAAUUUUGGACGUUUCGAUCCGAUGGAACAAGCUCGAGUCUUUCGAGAACAAAUUCUCGAUUAUCAAUCAAGAGACUCUCAAGCCGAAUGGCAUAAACAUAUUAUUCUGAUUCCCUUGAACGAACCUACUGAGAAUCGUUUCAGAACAGCUCAAAUAUUACUUCGAACUCUUUGGACUCAACUGACUUAG
Molecule: messenger RNA, 1179 nt
Organism: Rotaria sp. Silwood2
Lineage: Eukaryota; Metazoa; Rotifera; Eurotatoria; Philodinida; Philodinidae
Source: the annotation of a GenBank genome assembly